UCUCUGCUCUCUGCUGCAUCGGGACGCGAGCAAAACAAAGUUGAUUGCGGCGAGCUGAUGAACGUUAUUUCAACUUCAACUUCAAGACUGAAGACAUUGAGGAAACCAUCUCCAAUGUUGCGCUGAUGGGGGCAGAAUGCACCAUGGCGACCUUGUUCUACUCAUUCUGCUGCUAGUCAGUGCCACCUACUGGCCAACGGGGGCUGUGGAUGAGUCUACCGGACACUCUGAUUGGCCGCGCGAGGCUGUGGUCAGUGAGACCGGUGGGAUAAGGUCGGCGAGAGAUGGCGCAGCUUCGUGCGUUUUUGAUGCGAUAAAGCCGCAGCAUACUCCCACGACAGUUGUGGAUUACCAGCAGCGGCUCGAUGAUCGGCGCUGGAAGCGGAAUGCCGCAGUCUCGCCAUUCCGGCCAAUACGCAUCACCCCCUACUUUGUGAACAUCGAGGAAGAGCUGAGCAGGGAAGAGCAGGCUAGUCUGAAGGAUGUCGUCAGGGAGGCAGUUGACAAGAUAACACAGCUGUUCUCAGUUGUUCCCGUGCGAGGCCCCCUGGUGUUGAGCAGGGAAGACUCUUGUCGGUCGGUGUUUAUGAGUGGACCGAAUAAGCUCAAGUGUGGGCUGAAGACGCCGGUCUACAAGGGCGAGAAGUGCGCCAGGGACGUCGAUGACUUUAGGAUUCCUGAGAAUCACCUAGAGGAGCUGUACAUUUACAACCGUACGUGGGGGGCGCCACUGGAGAGAGUGUUUGCACGUGGAUCCGGAGUGCAAGAUUCAGACUUCAUCCUCUACAUCUACUCCAGCAUGACCCCUACGUGCACAACGAAGCACAUCAUAGCCUAUGCCGUGUACUGUCGACGGGACCAGUAUGGCCGACCGAUUGCAGGAUUCGUGAACUUCUGCCCAGAUCACCUCAAACCUUCCAGCUUCAACAAGGACAGAGCAGAGUUGACGGCGAUCCAUGAACUGUUUCACGCGCUCGGAUUUUCAAAGGACAUGUUCCGUAAUUAUCAAAACUGUUCAGUGACAGUUGAUGGUAAGGACUGCCAGCCAUGGAACAAGGUUGUGAAAGUUGACAGUGCAAACGAUGUGGUGCGACUAGCGACGCCUGGUGUCGUGAAAGCUGCUCAGGAGCACUUCAGCUGUGAUGAUGAAGAUUACGGGGGCACGUUGGAGAUAAAGGAAGGCGACUAUGGAUCUCACUGGGAUCCCAGAGUCAUGUACAGCUCUAUCAUGGCUCCAGAACUCGGUGCUGGUCACUUGACCUUCAUAGAUGGUAUGACCUUGGCAGCAUUCGAGGACUCUGGCUGGUAUAAAGUGAACUACUCCAUCGCUGACAGCUAUAGAUGGGGAAAAGGUCAGGGCUGCAGGUUUGGUCUAAAGAAGUACUGUAGUUCUGAUGAGAACUCUUACUUUUGCACUGGAAAGAAACAUGGCUGCCAUUAUACACACAAGGACAGGGGCGUGUGCCACACAGACAGUUUUCUCUCUCCGUGUCGAGUGUACAAGUCUGACAAGGAGAAUGCGUGCGUGAAUGGGUUUCAUGAGCAUCAUGCAGACAGAGUGCACCUAGAGGUAUAUGGCGACCAGAGCAAGUGCUUCAUGUCGAACAUAACAAGCCUGAAGGCAGAAAAUGCGUCAGAGCUUGUUGGUCGUUGCUUUGAGCAUCGCUGCCUAGACAUACGCACACUGCAAGUAAAGGUUGACCAUGAAUGGUACAGCUGUCCUGACGUUGGAUAUCUCGAGGUUUCCGUCUACAGAGGAGUGAUGCUCUGCCCUGAUGCAGAGAUCCUGUGUCAUGAUUUCACUAACCAAACUGCAACUACACAAUUGUUGCCAACUACUGAGCAGACGACUGUGAUUACCG
Molecule: messenger RNA, 1862 nt
Organism: Priapulus caudatus
Lineage: Eukaryota; Metazoa; Priapulida; Priapulimorpha; Priapulimorphida; Priapulidae
Product: leishmanolysin-like peptidase
Biological process (GO): proteolysis; cell adhesion
Cellular component (GO): cytoplasm; membrane
Molecular function (GO): metalloendopeptidase activity
Source: RefSeq, a predicted model, not a curated record